AGCUUCCCCCACAUGAACACGAGAAGAGUUGCUAGUUAAAAGAAAAGUGAGCAGCGCAAAGCACAGUAUGGCCACCAUGAAGAGGAAUGGACUCAUUGCACUACUGGUUGCAGGCCUGGGAGUCUUGGAGAUCCUGGAGUUGACAGCAACAGAAGAUUCCCUGUGCCAGCGUACUGAACACCCAGUUAUCACUUAUAAAGAAAUUGCCCCCUGGUUAUGUGUGUUUAGAGCUGAGAACGCUGUGGACUUUUCGCAGUUAACAUUUGACCCAGGACAGAAAGAACUUAUUGCUGGAGCAAGAAACUACCUCUUCAGGUUGCAACUUGAGGAUCUCUCUCUAAUCCAGGCAGCAGAGUGGCAAUGUGAUGAAGCUACUAAAAGAGCCUGUUACAGUAAGGGCAAAUCAAAGGAAGAAUGCCAGAACUAUAUCCGUGUACUUCUUGUUGGUGGUGAUCGUCUCUUCACCUGUGGAACCAAUGCUUUCACUCCUAUUUGUACCAAUCGUACGUUAAGUAACUUAACAGAGAUACAUGAUCAGAUCAGUGGCAUGGCUCGCUGUCCUUACAGUCCCCAACACAACUCCACAGCUCUUCUCACUUCCGGUGGGGAGUUAUAUGCUGCUACCGCCAUGGAUUUUCCAGGAAGGGACCCUGCCAUCUAUCGCAGUUUGGGGGCCCUUCCUCCUCUCCGCACCGCACAAUACAACUCCAAGUGGCUGAAUGAGCCAAAUUUUGUCUCAUCCUAUGACAUUGGGAACUUCACCUACUUCUUCUUUCGAGAGAAUGCAGUGGAGCAUGACUGUGGGAAAACUGUGUUCUCUCGGGCUGCUCGGGUCUGCAAGAAUGAUAUUGGUGGCAGAUUUUUGCUGGAGGAUACUUGGACCACUUUUAUGAAGGCUCGUCUGAACUGCUCGCGCCCUGGAGAAAUUCCAUUUUACUACAACGAGCUACAAAGUACUUUCUUCUUGCCAGAAUUGGACUUGAUCUACGGAAUCUUUACCACUAAUGUGAACAGCAUAGCAGCAUCAGCAGUUUGUGUUUUCAACUUGAGUGCCAUAACUCAGGCCUUCAAUGGACCCUUCAAAUAUCAGGAGAACUCUCGCUCUGCCUGGCUGCCUUAUUCCAAUCCUAACCCUAAUUUUCAGUGUGGUACCAUGGACCAGGGUCUCUAUGUGAAUCUGACUGAGAGGAAUCUUCAAGAUGCCCAAAAAUUUAUUCUAAUGCAUGAGGUGGUUCAGCCUGUCAUUCCGAUUCCUUACUUCAUGGAAGAUAACAGCCGGUUUUCUCAUGUGGCAGUGGACGUGGUGCAGGGCAAGGAAAUGCUUUUUCAUAUCAUCUAUCUGGCCACAGACUAUGGCACAAUUAAGAAAGUUCUCGCCCCAAUGAAUCAGACUUCAACCAGCUGCUUGCUUGAGGAAAUUGAGCUCUUCCCGAAGAGGCAGAGGGAAUCCAUCAGGAGCCUGCAGAUUCUGCAUAGCCAGAGUGUUCUGUUUGUGGGCCUUCAGGGACAUGUGGUAAAGAUACCCCUGAAGAGGUGCCCGUUUUAUAAAACACACAGUUCAUGUAUUGGAUCUCAGGAUCCUUACUGCGGCUGGGACAUGGUGAUGAAGAAAUGCACAACCCUAGAAGAAAGUCUGAGCAUGAGUCAGUGGGAGCAAAGUAUCACUGCAUGUCCUACACGGAAUCUGACUGUGGAUGGAAAUUUUGGAAUGUGGUCACCAUGGAAACCCUGCACCCACACAGAUGGGACCAGUGUUGGCUCCUGCCUCUGCAGAACUCGGCUAUGUGACAGCCCAGCUCCUCAGUGUGGAGGCUGGCAGUGUGACGGGCCCGGCAUGGAGAUUGCCAAUUGCUCCAGAAAUGGAGGAUGGACUCCAUGGACUUCCUGGUCACCCUGCAGCACCACCUGUGGAAUCGGCUUUCAGGUCCGUCAGCGUUCCUGCAGCAAUCCAACGCCCCGGCACGGGGGUCGUGUGUGCGUGGGACAGAACCGUGAGGAGAGAUACUGCAAUGAACAUUUGCUAUGCCCUCCACACGUAUUCUGGACAGGCUGGGGUCCAUGGGAACGCUGCACUGCCCAGUGUGGUGGAGGGAUUCAGGCUCGUCGCAGGACUUGCGAGAAUGGCCCUGACUGCCCUGGCUGUAAUGUGGAGUAUCAACCUUGUAACACCAACUCCUGUCCAGAGUUAAAAAAAACCACCCCAUGGACUCCUUGGACUCCAGUCAAUAUCUCAGACAAUGGUGGCCACUAUGAACAACGGUUUCGAUAUACUUGCAAGGCACGACUGCCUGACCCAAAUUUGCUGGAAGUGGGAAGACAAAGGAUUGAAAUGCGUUAUUGUUCUAGUGAUGGUACCAGUGGAUGCUCCACAGAUGGGCUCUCUGGGGAUUUCUUGCGUUCUGGCCGAUACUCCGCUCACACAAUCAAUGGUGCCUGGUCACCAUGGACUCCGUGGUCUCAGUGCAGUCGGGACUGCAGCAGAGGUAUUCGGAACCGCAAACGUGUCUGCAACAAUCCUGAGCCCAAAUAUGGGGGACUUCCCUGUCUGGGUCCCUCUGUAGAGUACCAGGAAUGCAACAUCUUGCCUUGUCCAGUUGAUGGAGGUUGGUCUUGUUGGUCAUCAUGGUCAAAGUGCUCUGCAACUUGUGGAGGUGGACAUUAUAUGCGAACCCGUUCGUGCACAAACCCAGCCCCAGCCUAUGGAGGGGAUAUCUGCCUUGGACUCCACACUGAAGAAGCACUUUGCAACACGCAAACCUGCCCAGACAGCUGGUCCGACUGGUCUGAGUGGUCUGAUUGUGACUCAUCUGGAGUCCAGUUCCGUGUUCGUCAGUGCAUUAUUUUAUUUCCUGUGGGCAACCAGUGUUCUGGGAAUGCCACUGAGAGUCGAGCUUGCAUUUUUGAUUCCAACUUCAUACCAGAAAUAUCAGUAGCAAGAUCCAGCAGCAUAGAAGAAAAACGUUGUGGUGAAUUCAACAUGUUCCAUAUGAUUGCAGUGGGGCUGAGUAGCUCUAUACUCGGUUGCCUUCUUACGCUCCUUGUUUACACAUAUUGCCAGCGAUAUCAGCAACAAUCCCAUGAUGCAACUGUCAUCCAUCCGGUAUCACCAGCUCCUCUUAAUACCAGCAUCACUAACCAUAUCAAUAAGCUGGACAAGUAUGAUUCUGUAGAAGCCAUCAAGGCAUUUAACAAAAACAACCUGAUCCUGGAGGAGAGAAACAAAUACUUCAAUCCUCAUCUAACUGCAAAGACCUAUUCUAAUGCCUAUUUUACAGAUCUCAAUAAUUAUGAUGAGUACUAAUGGGCUUGUGUAUUUUUUUGGCCUCUUGUAACUCCCCAGUUCCCCAAGGCCUGUGCUACAUGACCGCCCAUGUGUUUGAGGCUUCAGAGAUGAAAUUUGGAGACAUUUCAAGCACACUCCAAGCCAUCAGUGUCCCAUUGCUGCCAAAAACCAUAAAACACCUGUAUGUGACAUGAUGUUCCCUAUUGCAGAAAGUAAAAGUUUGGCUGACAGUAUCAAGUGUCAAGAUAACACCUGGGCUUUGCUGAACAAAUCAUGAGGAGUAUGUCACUUUGUUCAAGUUUCUUAAUGUUGGGUCAGAUGUUGCUAACAUGUUUCUAACUAUUUUAUUGAGCUCUCAAAAAGUUAUAACCCCUCUAAAGAGUGUGCCAGGACUAUGACUUUCAUUUCCUUUUGGACAUUGCCACCUUCUUUCCAGAAGAAUUGAGGAAAAAGCUCUGCUCCUAGGAAUGGGCCCCUCUAAGGGAUCUUGGUGACAUCAUACUGCCAACAAAUGUACAGAACAUUGAUUUAAGUGACAAGGAGAAAUUUGAUAUUCUGUAGGUACUCCAAGCAGUCUACAGUUUGUCUGCUUUGACUGCAAAGCGUUGUCUGAAGUUCUUGGAGUCUAUUGAGCUAUCUGGACCUUGAAGAAAACAGAAUAUAUACCAAGGGCUUCUUGUGACAAAAGGGAAAUCUGCAGAGUAGGUGGUUCCAAGUUGUAAAACAGUUCGGGUGACAAAAAAGCCUUCAUCUUGUUUGUUUUAUUUUGUUGGGAGGCUGCGGGGAGGAAGACAGGUGGGGAGGGCACAUUUGAGCGUUUUCUGCAUGUCGUUAGUAAACUAGCAUUCUUGUAGCGUAUGGACUUGCAUGACUCAUGGCAUUCCAAAGACUUCCUCUCUGCGGCGUGCGCAUACAGAAUACACUUGUCUGGUCCCUUGUAGUGUUCAACGUCAUGCCAGUCACUGAAAGGAAUACCAUACCUUGAUUUUUUUCACCAUACUUUGUCCCUGGCACUCUUGCAAACAUAUGAAUAACUGUAAAAUUGGUUUUCUUUUUACACCUGUCUGACAAACAAAAAGUCAUGGAGUGCGAAUGUGUUAUGAAAAACGUAGUUCUCAUCUUAUUGAUGUGUCUGAUCCAGGCUAAUCAACCUCUCCAGGAGCAUUAAUAAUGUUGUUUAAAGUGAGCUUCCCGUGGGGAUUUAUUGAUGUAAAUAUUUAAAGUACCAGCUGAGUUUUAAGAUGUCAUCUGUGAUUUCUUGUGCAACAGCAGGCAAGGGAACAGAAGCGAUCCUCAAAUUGUUGUGCCAUUUCUCUUUGUUUCCUCCUACCCCACCACACCUCUGAUAUCUUUAUUUUUGGAACAGCAAUUCCAGCUGUACCACUGAAAUGAAAAUGGCAGGGUUGUGUGCCCUUUCUUCAGCCCAGAGGUCCAAAGAAUGUUUAUCAUAAAAGAUACAUUUCAAAGCUUACUAGUUGUUAUUCUCAAAGAGUUCAGAAAAGAAAUUAAACAGUGAAUGUUAAGGUUUAAA
Messenger RNA from Gavialis gangeticus (Gharial), 4814 nucleotides. It is a transcript of the gene SEMA5A, whose product is annotated as semaphorin 5A. The record is from RefSeq and is a predicted model, not a curated record. Gene Ontology annotation, biological process: axon guidance; semaphorin-plexin signaling pathway; positive regulation of cell migration. The coding region runs from base 68 to 3301 and encodes 1077 amino acids. The transcript is spliced from 21 exons. Gene Ontology annotation, molecular function: semaphorin receptor binding; chemorepellent activity. Lineage: Eukaryota; Metazoa; Chordata; Crocodylia; Gavialidae.